Lytechinus variegatus (green sea urchin) is the source of this 3831-nucleotide messenger RNA. RefSeq names its product serine/threonine-protein phosphatase 6 regulatory ankyrin repeat subunit A-like (gene ankrd28). The record is from RefSeq and is a predicted model, not a curated record. Gene Ontology annotation, molecular function: protein binding. NCBI's taxonomy places the organism in Eukaryota, Metazoa, Echinodermata, Echinoidea, Temnopleuroida, Toxopneustidae. The transcript has 26 exons. Bases 301 to 3426 code for a protein of 1041 amino acids.
AAGUGUGUUCAUCAUUCCUGGUCUUUGGUCUUUAUUUUUCAUCAUUAAGUGGAGUAACCAAGAAGAUCGCAUUGAUUUAUCGGCUUUUUGUUUCUGUUUCCAGUGGGAAAUUGUGUAAAGAAAUCUGGUGAAAUGACAUCUCAGGAAGUUAUUUCUCAAGAUCUACAGUGUAACUGCACACUUCUCGAGUGCUUGUGAUAUUCUAAAAUUAGUUCCUGGUUUGUUUUCAGUGUUAAUGAUUGCCGUUGUCCAAUUCGAGCUUCAUUUGUAUUUCAUUUGUGUGCAUUUAAAGCCAUUGCUAUGGACGGAUUCACCGGGAUGGAGCCACCGUUGGUGCAAGCCGUCUUCUACGGAGAUGCUGAUGAAGUCAGGGCCUUGCUCUACAAGAAAGAAGAUGUCAACAGCACAGAUAUAGAAAGACGUACACCCAUCCAUGCGGCUGCUUUCAGAGGGGAGGCGGAGAUUGUGGAUCUCCUUGCAGAAUGUGGUGCAAGAGUCAAUACCAAGGAUAGCAGAUGGCUUACUCCUCUUCACAGGGCUGUUGCUUCCAAAAGUCAGACCACAGUACGAGUUCUCCUGAAGCACAAUGCAGACAUCAAUGCCAGAGAUAAGAACUGGCAGACCCCUCUGCAUGUCGCUGCAGCCAACAAUGCUGUGGACAUUGCUGGAAUGCUCAUACCUCUGCUGUCAACGGUCAAUGUCACUGACCGUGCCGGACGUACCAGUCUCCACCAUGCAGCUUUUAAUGGCCAUGUAGAGAUGGUGAAGCUGCUAGUGGCAAAGGGAGGGACUAUUAACGCUCAGGAUAAAAAGGAGAGGAGGCCGCUUCAUUGGGCAUCAUACAUGGGGCAUGUUGAUGUCGUGCAGCUCUUGAUCGAGAAUGAUGCAGACAUCGGCUGUCGGGAUCGUAGUCUGUUCACACCUCUCCAUGCAGCCGCUGCUAGCGGACAAGUCAGUGUGGUUAGGAUACUUCUAGAACAUGGUGCUAAGGUUGACAUUCCUAAUGCUUGUGGGAACACCCCUCUUCAUAUAGCAAGCUUGAAUGGCAACGAUCUGGUGCUGAGGGAGUUAAUACAACAUAAUGCUGAUGUAAACACACUCAAUAAUAAGGGGCAGACCCCACUGCACCUAGCUGCCGUCUCACCACACGGAGGCAUGUGUCUGGAGUUCCUGAUCAGUCGAGGCGCCGAGGCCAACAUUCAGUGCAAAGAUGGGCGCACCCCUCUUCAUAUGAUAGCCCUCCAGGGACAUUACCCACGGGCUGAAAGCCUCAUUGAACGAGGCAAGGUGAGAGAAUACCCCGUCUUCAGUCCUUCGAUUGUCCAGCUUCUCUUAGAUGCUGGUGCUAUGAUUGACUGUGUGGAUAGUCAAGGUAAUACACCACUCCACUUAGCAGCACAGCAUGGUCACCAGGAGCUACUGGUCACUCUGCUUGACCACAGUGCUGACCCAACAAGACAUGGUAUCCAUCAUAUGUUACCGCUCCAUCUAGCUGGUUUGAGUGGCUACACAAUCUGUUGCAAGAAACUUCUUGAAGCUGGUUGUGACGUGAAUGGUCUUGAUGAGAACGGCAGGACACCAGCUCAUUGUGCAUCAUGCUCAGGGAACGUUGAUUGUCUAGAUCUACUAAUCAGCCGAGGAGCUGACUUUGACGUCCAAGACAAGGAAGGCCGUACACCUCUCCACUAUGCUGCAGGCAAUGCCAACCAUCAAUGUCUUCUCUCAUUGGUCGCCAUGGGGUCAAAGGUCAAUACCUCGGACGUCAGGAACUGUACGCCACUCCACUAUGCAGCAGCUGCCGACAUGGAAGCAGACUGUGUGGAGCACCUUCUUCACAACAAUGCAAAUCCAACAUUAAGAGAUGAGCAUGGAUAUAAUGCACUUCAUUAUGCAGCAGCCAGCGGUCACAGUUUAGCAGCAGAAAAGUUGAGAGCUGUAGCAGCCAAUGAGCUUCUUGCAGCAAGUCGAUCAGGUCCUCUUACAACCCCUCUUCACUUAGCAGCAUACAACGGUCACGUCGAAGCGCUUCAGGUCCUGAUGCGUUCCAUCGUCAACCUGGACAUCCAGGAUGCCAACGGACGAACGGCCCUUGACCUUGCUGCGUUCAAAGGUCACGCGGAGUGUGUGGAAUCUCUGGUCAUGCAGUCUGCCACCAUUCUAGUCCAUGACUCUGUCUCGAAGAGGACACCCAUGCACGCGGCCGCCUAUAACGGCCAUGCGGAGUGUCUGCGGAUAUUACUUGAGAAUGCGGACCAAGAGGGCGCUGUUGAUGUCGUGGACGACCAGGGCAGGACUCCUCUCAUGGUCGCUGUUAGUAACGGUCACAUCGAUGCCACCAUGCUCCUAUUAGAUCACAGGGCUAGCCCGACCAUUCAAGACGUCAAUAAGAGGACAGCACUGCAUAGAGCGUCUGCUAAUGGCCAUGAAGAAUGCUGCGAUGCCCUCUUAGGGGUGUGUAACUCCACCAUCAGAGAUAUCAACGGCAGAUCGGCCCUUCACAUGGCGGCAGCUUGUGGUCACGAGGGUAUCCUGGGAUCUCUCCUGCAGCUUGAACCCACAAACCACUUAGAUAACAAGGGCUACACACCACUGCACUGGGCUUGCUAUAAUGGUCAUGAUAACUGCGUUGAACUCUUACUUGAACAAGAUCCCAACAUGUUCUUUGAAGGAAAUAGUUUUUCAGCUCUUCAUUGUGCAGUAUUACGAGACAAUGAAGUAUGUGCUGAGAUGCUUAUAGAUGCUUUAGCAGAUGAAGUAGUCAACAUUCAAGAUUCUAAAGGAAGGACACCAUUACAUGCUUCUGCCCUCAACGACCAAGUGGAAUGCAUGCAGCUCUUACUGAGGCACGGAGGCCAGCCCAACAUUGUAGACAGGAGUGGCAAGACUUGCUUCAUGAUAGCAGCAGAGAGUGGCUCUGCCGGAACAAUAGAAUUACUUGUCACAGGACAGAUAGCAGACAUCUCCUUAUCAGAUGACACAGGAAACUCAGCUCUGCAUCUGGCUUGCCAACAAACACAUGAAGGUUGUGCUUUGAUGAUCUUGGAGAAGAUUGAUGAUGUUAGAGUCUUAGAUAUGCCAAAUGCCAAAGGAGAAACGCCAUUACAUAUAGCAGCUUCUCGUGGUCUAGUCAUAGUAGUCCAGGACCUGAUAACAAGAGGAGCUAGUCUUCUAGCCGUAGACAACAAAGGUUACACACCGGCACUAAGCUGUGCAUCUUCCGACAAGGUCGCGGACUGUCUAGCUCUCAUCCUAGCUCAUAUGAUGCCCUUCUCGCCAGGGAAUUCCACCAUCAAUUCCUCACGCAUCGCUCUUGCUCUUUCGGGCGAGCUCGGCCGCACCCGAACUUCCACCAGCCUCGAUUUCAACGACGGCAAUCGCAGCAGGACGGAGAGCAACGCCGAUACGUCUGACUCAGAAACAUAUUGACAAUUGAUGUCAUUAAUUUCUUAGGCUCUAUGAUGUUAGUAAAUGAAUUAUAAAUAAAUUUGUUUAUAUUAAACUAUUUUUCUAGAUAUCAAUUUACCUAUUAACUUAUUUUCUGAAAAAAGGGACAGAAAAGAUAUUGCAUUGGAGUUAGGGCUUUUCUAAGUCUUAGGGGAUACUUUUGAGUCCCUUAAUUUAAUUUUCCUUUAUAAUGAAAUAGAUAUUUGAUUUCAUUUUAGCUUUGAAAGAGAUAGAACAUCUCAUAACUUUCAAUUCAUAUCAAACUGCAAUGGAGCAUUAAACAAAUGGAUUACUUCCAGGGUUGUUAAAUUCUUUGUUUUAUUAUUACUAUCAGAAACUCUUGUUUAUUCAAUAGAAUCAGACAAGGCACUCUUUUAUAGAGUUAAU